GCCUCUCGCGCUCUCUCAGCCUUCUGUCUUCUGGAAGCAUGUCCAGCAAAUCCACCAUGAGGAGCCACAGCAGCAGCCACCGUGGCUUCAGUGCCGGCUCAGCCAGAGUCCCCGGGGUCUCCCGCUCUGGCUUCAGCAGCGUCUCCGUGUCCCGCUCCCGGGGCAGUGGUGGCCUUGGUGCAGUGUGUGGAGGAGGUCGCUUCGGCAGCCGGAGCCUCUACAACCUGGGGGGCUCCAAGAGGAUCUCCAUCGGAGGGGGCAGCUGUGCCGUCAGCGGUGGAUAUGGCAGCAGAGUCGGAGGUGGCUUUGGCUUUGGAGGUGGAGCCGGCAGUGGAUUCAGCUUUGGCGGUGGAGCUGGUGGUGGCUUUGGGCUCGGUGGUGGAGCUGGCUUUGGUGGUGGCUUUGGUGGCGCUGGCUUCCCCGUGUGCCCCCCUGGAGGCAUCCAAGAGGUCACGAUCAACCAGAAUCUCCUGACCCCUCUGAACCUGCAAAUCGACCCCACCAUCCAACGCGUCAGGACCGAGGAGCGCGAGCAGAUCAAGACCCUCAACAACAAGUUCGCCUCCUUCAUCGACAAGGUGCGCUUCCUAGAGCAGCAGAACAAGGUCCUGGACACCAAGUGGACCCUGCUCCAGGAGCAGGGCACCAAGACCGUGAGGCAGAACCUGGAGCCUUUGUUCGAGCAGUACAUCAGCACCCUCAGGAGGCAGCUGGACAGCAUCCUCGGGGACAAAGGCCGCCUGGACUCAGAGCUCAGAGGCAUGCAGGACCUGGUGGAGGACUUCAAGAACAAAUAUGAAGAUGAAAUCAACAAGCGCACAGCAGCAGAGAAUGAAUUUGUGACUCUGAAGAAGGACGUGGAUGCUGCCUACAUGAAUAAGGUUGAACUGCAAGCCAGGGUGGACAGCCUUACAGACGAGAUCAAUUUCCUGAGAGCCUUCUACGACGCAGAGCUGUCUCAGAUGCAAACCCACAUCUCAGACACAUCCGUGGUCCUGUCCAUGGACAACAACCGUAACCUGGACCUGGACAGCAUCAUCGCUGAAGUCAAAGCCCAAUAUGAGGAGAUUGCUCACAAGAGCCGGGCUGAGGCUGAGUCCUGGUACCAGACCAAGUACGAGGAGCUGCAGGUCACCGUGGGCAGACAUGGGGACGACCUGCGCAACACCAAGCAGGAGAUUGCUGAGAUGAACCGCAUGAUCCAGAGGCUGAGAUCUGAGAUCGACCAUGUCAAGAAGCAGUGUGCCAACAUGCAGGCCGCCACUGCAGACACGGAGCAGCGUGGGGAGAUGGCACUCAAGAAUGCCAGGAGCAAACAGGGAGAGCUGGAGGAUGCCCUGCCCAAGGCCAAGCAGGCCAUGGCCCAGCAGCUGAUGGAGUACCGAGAGCUCCUGAACGUGAAGCUGGUCCUGGACGUGGAGAUUGCCGCCUACAGGGAGAUGCUGGAGGGCGAGGAGAGCAGGCUGAAUGGCGAAGGCGUCGGACAAGUCAACAUCUCCGUGGUGUAGUCCACCGUCUCUGGCGGCUACGGCGGUGCUGGCGGUGUCGGCAGUGGCGUAGCCCUGGGCGGAGGCAGCGGCUACUCCUACAGCGGUGGUCACAGCCUUGGAGGUGGCUUCAGUUCCAGCAGUGGCAGAGGCCUGGGGGGUGGCCUCAGCUCCGUGGGAGGCAGCAGUUCCUCCAUCAAGUACACCACCACCACCACCUCCUCCAGCAAGAAGAGCUACAAGCACUGAAGUCCUGCCGCCAGCUCUCGGUGCCACCAGCCUCAGGCCCCUGUCUGGCUGCAGAGCCCUCUCCUCAGGUGGCUUGUCCUCUCCUGGCCUCCGGUCUCUCCUGCUCUCUGAGUGGGAGCCG
Molecule: messenger RNA, 1857 nt
Organism: Microcebus murinus (gray mouse lemur)
Lineage: Eukaryota; Metazoa; Chordata; Mammalia; Primates; Cheirogaleidae
Source: RefSeq, a predicted model, not a curated record